GGGAAUGUGUUGUGUAUAUAAUAUGCUAAUGCAGGUUCCUUGGUAUAAUAUAUAAUUUCAUGUUGUAAACCUGAGAGAAGAACAAGAAGAUGGAAGAAGGGUCUUCUUCACUCAAUCCAAUCGCCACUAAGAGGUUGGAAGGUAAGGUGGCUUUCAUAACCGGUGGUGCCAGCGGCAUCGGCGCAGCCACCGCUAGGGUUUUUGUCCGUCACGGUGCCAAGGUUGUGAUCGCUGACGUCGAAGACGAUCUUGGCCGAUCCGUUUGUGACGAAAUACGCUCCUCCGUUGGCGAUGCAGCUGAUAUUUCCUACGUCCACUGCGAUGUUACAAGCGACUCCGACGUUGAAGCUGCGAUCAACACCACAGUCUCGAAGCACGGCAAGCUCGACAUUGCCUACGGCAACGCCGGCGUGUCCGGCAAUCCGAACCCUUCCGUUCUCGCCAUCAACGAAGAGCUGUUCAAGAAAGUUUUCGCGGUGAACGUGUACGGAUGCUUCCUCGUCGCAAAGCACGCGGCUAGGGUUAUGAUUCCGGCGAAGAAAGGGAGCAUCAUCUUCACGUCCAGCAUCGCGUCGGUGAACCACGGCGGAUUAGCACACGAGUACGUGGCGUCGAAGUACGCAGUGGUGGGACUGACGAAGAACCUCAGCGUAGAGCUGGGCGCGCACGGCAUCAGAGUAAACUGCGUAUCGCCGUACGCGGUGGCGACGCCGAUGAUGGUGAACGGCAUGAGGAUGAAGAAUGAGGACGUGGAGAGGGUAUAUUCAGAAGCUGGGAAUCUGAAAGGAGUGAUUCUAAAAGCUGAGGAUGUUGCAGAAGCAGUUAUGUAUCUGGGAAGCGAGGAAUCGAGUUAUGUGAGUGGACUUAACUUGGUAUUGGAUGGAGGCUAUAGCCUCACGAACGUGUCUGCUGGAUGGGCUGUGAUGAACCAUUUCAAAACCAUGAACUCGUGUUGAAGGUUUUUGCUUUCUGAGGUUAUUAUAUAAAAUCUGGCUCGUGGUAUCUUUAUUUUCUUCUAAUAAUAUUGUGUGCAUGUCAACCACCAAUAAGUAAAUGAUCGGCCUUUUUUAUCA
Molecule: messenger RNA, 1073 nt
Organism: Prosopis cineraria
Lineage: Eukaryota; Viridiplantae; Streptophyta; Magnoliopsida; Fabales; Fabaceae
Product: secoisolariciresinol dehydrogenase-like
Exons: 2
Coding region: 90-956 (288 amino acids)
Molecular function (GO): oxidoreductase activity
Source: RefSeq, a predicted model, not a curated record